Molecule: messenger RNA, 1529 nt
Organism: Scheffersomyces coipomensis
Lineage: Eukaryota; Fungi; Ascomycota; Pichiomycetes; Serinales; Debaryomycetaceae
Exons: 1
Coding region: 188-1189 (333 amino acids)
Molecular function (GO): catalytic activity
Source: RefSeq, a predicted model, not a curated record
GAUAAAUUCAUUGGACACAUCUUUAGAACUUAUAAUUGUACUAAACUCUGGGAUUGUAUUCUUCAAAUAUUUCUCUAGACUGGGCAUAGCAUUAUCCACUAUAGCACAACUCUUAUUUAUGCGUUAAAUUUAAAUUAAAUUUUCUUUGAACCAAAAAAUUUAAACAAGCUACUUAAAAGUCCUAAGCAUGGCAAGGAAAAAUAGAACUAUAGGCAGCGAUCAUGUUGAUAUUGAAAAUGGAAUACUAUAUGGUGUUAUAAAACAAAUACGAGCGAAAGAUCUGGAGUCAUUUAGAAGUAACACGGCAUCAUUGGUCAAUGUUUGGUGCUGUCAAAUACAGCCAUCUCAAACUCAACUUUUGGCAGCCGCUAUUAGAGAUCAUAUCAAUUCUAAGGAUGAGGUUAGCUUAGUCCAUCUCAAACGUUUCCUAAAGGAGGAAGACGAAUCAGGGAAUGUUUUUUUAAAGGCGAUCAUAUGUUCCACAGAGUAUUUAACUACAAGAAGUGAAGUUGAAAAUUUUCUUACAUUACAUUUACAUACCACAAUAUCUGAUAUUUAUAUUAUAGAGGUACCAAAGUUUCCCGCUUCUACAAAAGAAAUCUCUGAUGAUUGGUCUGAAAAGUAUUGGCCAAUGUCAUGGAAAGGCAAUCCAAACCACCAAUUUUUGAAUUCAGUAAACUUUAAUAUGAAGUUUGAAAGAGAAAUUGUAUCACAGUUAAUUGAAGAGUAUCGUCAAUCAAAAGAUUUUCCGACACUGGUAACAAUUAUAGUCAAAGAAACGAAAAACCAAGAGGGUGAAAUACUUGCUGUAGUCCGUGGUGGCAACUGUAAUAAUCCCUUUGAACAUAGUAUUAUGAAGGGUAUUGAUUUUGUUUCUAAAUCAGAACAACAAAGAAGAAAACACUCAAUUCAUGAAACAAGUGAUCCAUCCAAUUAUCUCUGCCAUAAUUUGUGGUUCUAUGUAUCACAUGAACCCUGUGUAAUGUGCUCCAUGGCCCUUGUACAUUCUAGGAUUGGGAGAGUGACUUUUCUAGAAUCAUCACCAUCUUCUGGUGGUUUAGAAUCAUAUUAUCAAUUAGGCGAUAGGGAUGGUUUAAAUUGGAAAUUUCAAAUAUGGAAGUGGAUUGAUGAAAAUGAUAUUAAUGUGAUUAACAAAAUCUAUAAGUCACCGACUCCAAUUAAUUAUUAAUGAUUAGUCGAGACGUAAGUGAUUUUCUAAUUUAUUACAACUUUCAAUUGAUUCAUUUGUCAAACUAUCAACCUUUUCUAUACUUUUUGCAUAUCUAAGAUCAUUUAAUUCAUCGACUAUCUCGUUUACCUCUUUUAAUAGCAUAUUUAUUUGGACAUCAUAAUACUUACUAUCCAGACUAGUACUAUCAAUAAUAUUUUGUAGCAGUUGACUAAGCUCCUUCAAAGAAUUCUUCUUUAUCUGUGAACCAUUCACUUGACUCAUGACUGUUUCUAUAGGCAAGUCAAAUGAGUCCUGGAUAUUGUUGGUAACUGGCUCUAUAGAGAUUUCUUCCCUUUGA